Messenger RNA from Bipolaris sorokiniana ND90Pr, 1180 nucleotides. RefSeq lists its product as uncharacterized. The record is from RefSeq and is a predicted model, not a curated record. NCBI's taxonomy places the organism in Eukaryota, Fungi, Ascomycota, Dothideomycetes, Pleosporales, Pleosporaceae. The transcript is spliced from 3 exons. The coding region runs from base 236 to 931 and encodes 231 amino acids.
CCCAAACGCCAUUGUCGUGGCCAACCAUCCUGGCGCUGCCCUAUUCGGAUCCGUCAAUUGUUGUAGCCGGGUCCGAGGGUAACGGCGUGCCGUGUAACUAGGAAAUUCCAAUUGUGCUUUCAUCCUUCUUUCUCCCUCCAGUGACAACACCAUCCGUCUCCAUUGCUUCCUCGUCCCCUGCUAAUAUUCUCUCAUCUCAUCUCAUCUCAUCUCCAUCGAUUUCCUCACCCCCACAAUGCCUUCCAUCGCCCAGAAAGCUGGGGACAUUGUUGAUCAUGUUGGCCAUCGCGUCCACCAUGCCGCCAAAAGCGUCGAGGCCCAAAUCGGGGCUACCACGAACCAACUUCUCCCACCCCGCCGCCGUGAGCAGAUGAUUGAGCAGUCACGCGAUUAUGCCAAUCGAAACCCCAAGAUAGCAGCCUUCCUUACCACCCAAGCCGCGUUCACCGGCAUUCCCCUCGUUCUCUUCCUCGCCUUCGCAGCCGUCACCCUCCUAGUCUCCUUGACCACCUGCCUCUUCCUCGGUCUACUCGUCUCCCUCAGCAUCACCUUCUUUGUUGUUGGCCUUGCUCUGAUUUUCGUUGUACCUACUGUCUUCAUCGCUAGCUUUUCAGCCAUCUUCAUUUUUAUCUGGGGCUUAGCAGGCUUCAUCAUCCUCCGCAAGUUCAACGAGCGUGGAGCAUCAGCCAAGCCCAGCACUCGCUUUGGUGACGCGGUGAAGAACGGUAAUGCUGCUGGUACUGGAGAAACAUAUGCAGAUGAUCCAACAAGUUCUGGAGACGGCGGGCCAGUGAGUCGAGUGCAUGGUACUGUUGAAUGGGACAGGAAGUGGGCAGACGGAGUGAAGCAUGACUCUGUUGUGCUGGAAACAGACAACGCCUAUCAAGUGCUGAAAGCGGAGACCCCUGUACCUUCAGUCUCGUUCGCGUGAGAGCAGACAUCACGAAUGCCAGAACGCGGCAGAUACCAUGAUUUACUAAAGUAUUGUCACAGUGUUAUUUGCCGCUUGCGCUGUAGCUGUUGACCUCUGGGUCUUUUUCUUUUCGAUAACAACAUCAGUAAGGAGGAACAUAAGAUAGUCACAAUAAUAGGACAGAAAUUGUCAUUACAACACCUGCGAGUGACAUGGUCGUAUCGAUUGAAAAUAUACAAGCCUCAAACAAGCACUACUAAUAUCGAG